Messenger RNA from Anopheles merus, 2733 nucleotides. RefSeq lists its product as uncharacterized. The record is from RefSeq and is a predicted model, not a curated record. Lineage: Eukaryota; Metazoa; Arthropoda; Insecta; Diptera; Culicidae. The coding region runs from base 51 to 2684 and encodes 877 amino acids. The transcript is spliced from 7 exons.
UGUGAAUUUAUGACGGAUUGUGUUGCUGAUAGAUUGUGAUCGAUCGAGUCAUGGCUGUUCCAUCAUCCUUUGGAAGGUUACGAUCGCCUACGCUAGUGGCGCUAGUGUUUGUUGUCAUCUGUGCGUUGAGUUGUGAUGUGAUUGAUGCAAAAGAGUGUUACACAUGUGAUGGGGAGAGUUGUGUUCGGGUGUCGACGGCGGGUAUUACAGUCACCUGUCCGAACACGAACGAUCUUUGCUACACCCAGUUCGAUCAGGCUACUCUGCUGCCAAUCAAACGAGGCUGUCUUACGCAAACCGAAGCGACCACCUGCACCGGAGAUAACUGUGUCGCCUGCAACAUCGGUGAUCUUUGCAACGAGAUAAGCAGUCCCAAGCAUCAGUGUGUCGUGUGUUCGUCCCUUGUCGAAGCAAACUGUUUGGCCAAUCCGACCGCGCUGACUGCUGUGCAGUGUCCUGCUCCAUCUAACGUUGAUUUGACCGCGGCACAGUGCUACAGUCGUGUGAUCGGAACGGUGACCGAACGUGGCUGCAUAACAACCCAAACGGAUGUGGACCGCUGCACUGGACUGGAUUGUGCCACGUGCAUCGGGACGGGUUGUAAUAAGGACGAAUUCCCGGCCGAUCGUAUCCAGUGCGUCCAGUGUGACAAUGCGGACAGCUGUAACUCGGACGCCACCACAGCUGCCUACUGUGAUGACGUCGGGGAUGUGUGUGUCACGAUGAGAAGAGCAAAUGGAAACGUGAUGAAAUCGUGCAAGAACGCAAUGGUGGCAGCAGAUGCGUCCUACUGCUUGGCCAAUCCCUCCCUGUGUAGCUACUGUGGCAAGAAGCUGUGCAAUGGUGCACCGUUUAGCGCAAGUCCGGCGACGACCAGUUGCUAUCAGUGUGAGGGAAAUGGUUGCCUCAAGACGAGCGCACAUCUCGCAAGCUGUCAGCUCACGGACGACGGUUGCUUUAGCAUGUUUGAUGGAUUUAACCCCUCACGGCGUGGAUGUGUGUCCGAAUUGUCACAGCAAGAGUUAGCCGCCUGCAACGCUCCGGAAUGCAUUCGUUGUAGUGAAUCGGAGUGUAAUUUAGUGGCUCGCGCUGAUCACCGUUGCGGUUACUGCUCCAGCGUGGUGGAUUCGUUCUGUGUUGCACCCGCCAGUGGAGCCCUCCCGAUCGUCCAAUGUCCUGCACCGACGAUGGAUGUGUCCGACGCCCAGUGCUACAGCAAAAUUAUUGGCGGAACAGUUACUGAGCGCGGUUGCAUUAGUUCCAACACCGAUUUAGCCAGCUGUGCGGUUGAUGGUCAUGAUUGUGCGACUUGUAACAUUGAGAACGAUGGCGCUGGGUGUAACAGUGCCCUGUUCCCGUCCGAUCGACGGCGCUGUACGAUCGGCACGACUGCAAAUGCUUACUGCCCCAACCCGUGGGAUGAAUGUGUACAGCUUCUUCAGAGCGGAACUCGCAAGCGUACCUGUCGUUCGUCGCUUACCGCAGCGGAAAGCACCUUCUGUGCCAGCAACAGCAAUCUCUGCCAGUUUUGUUCCACGGACAAUUGUAAUGCUGCUGAGGUUAACUUCAAUUACGUCGAGUGUCUGUCCUGCGAUUCUUCCACGGACGCACGAUGCGCGACGAACCCUGCCGCACUGACUACCUUUGAAAGGUGUACCAACUGUGCCACGGCACUGGUAACUUCCGGGGGCAAAACGACCACACGUCGCGGCUGUUUGGCCAGCUUCCCAGCCGAUGUGUCGAGCCAGUGUACUGCGACCGCUGGCAACACUUGUCAACGCUGCUCGACCAAUCGCUGCAAUGUGGCCAACUUCCCAGCGGAUCGCUUACAGUGCUACCGAUGUGUUAGUCCACCCUGCAUCUCCCAUCAAGACGUACGCCUCGAGUACUGUCCCGAGUAUCGUGCCGGGGACAGUUGUCUGCUAGAAUCGGACUCUAUCGGUCAGCUGCUUCGAUUGGAUUGUCGCAGCUCACUAACCGAGGCCGAACUGUCCGCUUGCACUGGUCGCUGUCAGACGUGCUCCACCUCGGGCUGCAAUGAUCCGCAAACGCUUGGCACUUCCGGCAGUUGCGUCCAGUGUCGCAGCUCGCUAAAUUCGCUUUGUCGCGCCCAGGCACUGCAAAUCGCACCGGAACCGUGCAACAACCCUGCCAAUGCACAGUGUUACAGUCGGCUCGUCGAUGGAGUUACGGAACGGGGCUGUAUGAGUGAUCUCGCGGCGACUGCACAAAGUGCAUGUGCGCGCGGUGAGAACUGCUUGGUGUGCAAUUCGCGGACAAGCAACUGCAACACGGCCCAGUACCCGGUGGCACCGCUCGGCUGCUUCCAGUGUGACUCACGCACCGACGGGGAUGGCUGCCGGGCUGCCCAGACCGGCACUGCGGCCGAGUGUCCAACGUACGACACCGCCAACAAGUGCUACACGAUCGUGCAGUCGAACGGGGACACGGUGCGGAAGUGUUCGACGUUGGCACGCGAGGUCGAGUGUGGAACGGCGAGCGGUUGCGAGGUCUGUCUCUUCAGUGGCUGCAACAGGAAGGUGAACUCGGCUAUUGGGAAUUUGGAGCCACCCGUACGGACAACAACGCCCGGACCUACGAGCGAUGCAACGGCCGUGUUCGGUAGCUACACGGCGAGGAUCGUCACGCUGCUCGGGCUGUGGUUCGUUCAACAUACAGUAUAGUGUAGGAAUGGCAUGCAAUAAAGUUAACGUUCGCUGCAGAAUUGUACAG